Penaeus vannamei (Pacific white shrimp) is the source of this 2054-nucleotide messenger RNA. It is a transcript of the gene Bug22, whose product is annotated as cilia- and flagella-associated protein 20. The record is from RefSeq and is a predicted model, not a curated record. Gene Ontology annotation, cellular component: ciliary basal body; motile cilium. Gene Ontology annotation, biological process: regulation of cilium beat frequency involved in ciliary motility; positive regulation of cell motility; cilium assembly. Lineage: Eukaryota; Metazoa; Arthropoda; Malacostraca; Decapoda; Penaeidae.
UGUAAACAAAUAAGACGUGCGAACGCAACAACAGCAGGGAAACGCAUUCUUGAGUCGGCUUUUCUCUUCUGUUCAGUCUCCGAAAGGAAGCAGGAGAGGAGAAGCUGAAAUACGGAAAUUUGAAAAUAAGAGGCCACAGAAGAUAUAGUUUUUUCCACUGAAGUCAGAACCAAAGGAGAAGAAGCAUUAGAGGGAGCACGCAUUCCUUUCGUCGGCAUUUCUCUAGAAGCUGAAGUAGCUGCAUUCCCAUCAUCUUUCACUCAUUCCUUCAUGGUAAAAGCAGGGAAGGAGUGAAACAGUAUCACCCGUUGCAAAAGGGUGGUCUUUUUCUGUUUUUUAGAUAUCCUUCUAUCUCCUGGAGCCCUCUAGUACGAAGACAAAAUGUUCAAGAAUACGUUCCAGAGUGGAUUCCUUUCCAUUCUCUACAGCAUUGGAAGUAAACCACUGCAGAUAUGGGAUAAAAAGGUCCGUAAUGGUCACAUCAAGAGGAUAACUGAUAAUGACAUUCAGUCUCUCGUUCUUGAAAUUGUUGGUGUAAAUGUAAGCACCACCUACAUCACGUGUCCAGCAGACCCGAAGAAGACAUUGGGAAUAAAGCUUCCUUACCUCGUCAUGAUCGUCAAGAAUCUCAACAAAUAUUUCACCUUUGAAGUUCAGGUUUUGGAUGACAAGAAUGUUCGACGACGAUUUCGUGCAAGCAACUACCAGUCAACAACAAGAGUGAAACCAUUCAUCUGCACAAUGCCCAUGCGUCUUGAUGAAGGCUGGAACCAGAUAGUGUUCAACCUUGCUGACUUUGUUCGAAGGGCUUACGGCACAAAUUAUGUAGAGACCCUCAGAGUCCAGAUUCACGCAAACUGCCGCAUCAGACGAGUCUACUUUGCAGACAGACUGUACUCAGAGGAAGAGUUACCAGCAGAGUUCAAACUUUACCUCCCAGUUCAGACUAAAGCCAAGUCUGCUAUGUAAAAAUCAUCUUCGAAUUUCUCUCUGAUGAUCUUACAACAUUUAUAUAAAUAGAUACUUGUAUGAUAUAGGCAUUGGUCAGUAAAGUGAUUAGAUUAUAUAUUUUAAAAAGAAUAGAAAUGUGUCACACCAGUUCCACUGUUUACAUUUUUUAGUAGAUGUGUCCAGCCUUGAGGGUAGCCCUUUCUACUACUUGUUCCUUUUGACAGCUGAAUAUACAUAAAUAUUUUAUAUCAGGCCUUUCAUACACUUUCCUGACUACUUAUGAUUUCUUUGUGAUAUUGAGAGAUAAAGCAAGGUAACUGCUUUUGUAGUCAAUAUAUUUUGUAUUUUCAGUAUUGCAUGUAGUUUUGGAGCUAAGAAAAUAUGAUCUAAAUGAAUAUACAAAUAGAAGGGAUAUACUUAGUCUGUCAUAUCUGUGUACAGGUAUUCAUGUUGACAGUGUUUUUUGAUUCACAAGUUAUUAUGCAAAGAAAUCGUUUUGUCAAUUCAUUUGAAUAUUUUAGGUUACUUGUUGUUUAUAACUUGAAUUGUAAAACAAAAAUAGUUUAAAAAAGGGUAUUAUUCAUUACAAUGGUAAUUUCCUUUAUAUCAAUGUAACUGUUCAAUUAGCUUACAUGAGUUUGUGUGUCAUGUACCGUCUUGUAUUUAGUUAGCUGAGUUUGACUGUCUUCCCAUUAUCAAUUAACUAUUACUCAACAGGACUGCCUACAUCAUACACUGAUAAUUUUAUUCGUGUUCACAGUGCCAGAUAUUUAACCAAGCAACUGCACAGACAAGAUCUUUUGGGGGAUAAAAAGAAAUGGAAAAGAUUGUAAAGAUAACAACAUUUUUCAUGGGGAAAAUCAUAAUAUACACCAUGAGACUGGAAUCAUGUUUCUUUUUUCCUUGUUUGUCUUCUCUGCCUUAUUUGGCAUUCAGAUUUACAUUAUAUAUGCAAUCAAAGAAUUCAAUUACUGUUUUUACUCUAUUGUAUGUAUUUGUUCUAAGUCUCCUCAAUUUCUUUCUUUCCCUUUACCCCUUUUGAAAUUUGUUCAUUAGUUUACUUAUAUUCAAGAUAUAACAAUAAAAAGCACACUGUCACAAGA